AUGAACUCUUACUCCAACAUCCCACUAAAAAUCCGGACGAUCUCUUCUAUCCAACUCAAGACUCCACAGGCAGCCCUGCCCAAAACAGGCACUCAGCCUGUGCUGAAGGCCUCUGAUGGGCACCGCCCACAGAGGCUUGGUGAAGGAGAAGAGCUGAAGGAGGCAGAUUUUGACAGCUCGGGAAUGAUAAAAGUAAUGAAGAAAGGAAAUAGGAAUUCGCUUCAAAAAACUACUGAAGACAUUGGAAAUAAAAGGAAGUUAAAAAGAAAAUCAAUGUUCAGGGUUAGCAUGGAUGAUAAAGACAGGCAAAGUGGAAGAUUGAAAUCUAUCAUGAACAAAACCCAUGUAAACUUAUCAAAAAUCCUUAACUCCCAAAGUGUCAAUAAUUAUAAGCAAGGAAGAGUUCAGAAAAUUCCGAAGGAAAUCAUAAGAAAUUUAGUGAGUAAAAGGAAAAAGUUGGGGAAAAGCAGGGCUGAAAUGGGAAACCUCCAAAUGAAAUCUACAAGACGCUCUGUUGAUACUGAUCUAAGAGGUUUAGACAGUCUAGAUUUUAAUAUAAUGAAGAAAAUACCGUUAUAGAGAUUCCGAGUAUAGUUGUUAACAACUAUAACAGCAACUUUCCUACAGAGAACCUCGGAUUCGAGGAUAAAGUACAAAAGAACGAAACAGAAGAGCUAAAUAAGGAAAUAGAGAAGUAUAAGAAAAGAGAAAAACGAUAUAUAAAUUACACAAAAGUACUUGAGAAAGAGAUCAGCAGACUUACACAAAACUUAUCCAAUAAUGAUAAAGAGUCUCUUCACCAUACUAUUUUCCAAUCAAUAUAUACAGACGAUGAAGGUAUCCCGCAAUUAGAUAAAACACACGCAAUGCCAUCGAUUCAAAACAUGUUUCAGAAAGAUAUGGUCAAUUCAGUGAUUGAUUUGAAGCAGAAGAUCGAUAUCCUAACGUCUCAGAACAACAAGCUUGAAAUAUUACUUUCCAAGAAGAGACAAGAGUGAACCCAGAAGGAUAAUGUGCUCAGGUCAUAUAGAAGGAUGAUCACCUCUCUUAACUCUCAACUGCAGGGAUCUGGACAGUUUAAAAGGAAUUCAAGUCAAGACUGUAUCCAAGAUAAAGUGAAGCUUGAAAUAAAUUCGGGAACUGAUCAUCCAAAGGAAGCAGGAUUUUAUUUUGGUGAACCUGUUUCAAACACAACUCCUAAAGCGGUCCAAGAGCUUAGCAUAAAAAAUUUAUAUGGUAUAGCUACACAAAGAAAUUUUGUAGAGAUUAAAAGACUGAAGGCACUUGAACCAUUCAUAAAAGACCUUGCUGACUGAAAGACUUUAUAUAAGAUGUUUAAAUCUUCUACAAGUCAAGUAAAGAAGUUGAUCAACUGUAAAUCUUGAACAGUGUUCAUAUUUGAUAAGAAGACUGUCAGGUUUGACCAACCUCCAGAUUCCAGACUUAUAAAGCAUAAAGACUAUAAGAUUUCAAAAGAAAAUUUGAACUUUGUAAGACUCAAGAUAGAAAAUGACUGGAUUGACUGCAUCAGUGAAAAUGAGUCAGAAGUCAGUGAUCCUGUGUUCCAGAAGAUAGAGGAUAUAAGGUACGGAGUUCAGACUAAAGAGAGUCUUGUUUUGCCUCUUUUUGGGUCAAACAAAACCAUUAUUGCAGGUAUUCAACUUCUCUAUAAAGCCAAAAGAGGAUUUAGUGGCAAAGAAACUAGAACAUUCAACAUUGAUCAGAUUAUAUUCAGGAUGUUCACUUCUCUUGUUCAGAUAAAAAUGAAUGAGUUAUUUGCAGAGAGAAGAUACAGAUUUCAAACUAAGCAUUUAUAUGACACAAUGAGCUUGUCAUCGAAGAUCACAACACAGAAAUCCUAUAAGUCAUUAAUCAGGGAAGUGAAGAAUCUGCUGCCGCCUUACUUUGACUUUGAAUCAGUAGGGGUUCUUCUUUUGGACACUAAGACAAAGAACUUAUUCACAAUUUCUGAAAUCCAAAAGGAGGGUGAAGAAAGCGAUUGAGAUGAGUAUGCAGACUCUGGUGAUAUCAUCUCAUUCCCCUCUAAUAUUGGGAUAACAGGACUGAUAUUUAACAGUGAAGAAGUGUAUAUCUCUAACGAUGCCCAGAAAGAUAUGAAAUUCACUAGUGAUAUUGAUAAUCUCACAAGCAUUACUGAGGUUUUCAACUUCAUGAUCGGGCCUGUUUAUGCCUCCCAAAGAAAUAAGCCUGUUGGUGUGAUUCAACUCAUGAAUAAGAAAGAAAAGAAGCCUAUCAAUGAGGAAGAUAUCGACAAAUUUAAGAUUAUACAGGAAUUAUUAGGAAGAAGUAUUUCUAACACAGCACAAUUGCAUGAACUAAUCAAUGUCACUAUAGGGUUGAAGUCUAAUCUUGGUCAUCUCACAAGAAUAGCUAGUCAUCCAGAACUUUAGAAUUCCCAUUUAUGAUUAAGAAAAAGUGCUA
Messenger RNA from Moneuplotes crassus, 2442 nucleotides. The record is from the annotation of a GenBank genome assembly. NCBI's taxonomy places the organism in Eukaryota, Ciliophora, Spirotrichea, Euplotida, Euplotidae.